Camellia sinensis is the source of this 1063-nucleotide messenger RNA. RefSeq names its product stress-response A/B barrel domain-containing protein UP3. Lineage: Eukaryota; Viridiplantae; Streptophyta; Magnoliopsida; Ericales; Theaceae. The record is from RefSeq and is a predicted model, not a curated record.
ACUAGGGCUGAACUUAAGCCUCAACCCUCAGUCAGGUCCAUAAGCCUAUUCAUUCCACAAGAAACAACCUUUCACUGUCACACACACACACAAUGGUGGUGACGAAGCUGUGUAUGACAGCACGCACCCACUUCUUAUCUCUUCCUCAACUCUGUCGCUCUCCUCUCACUCUCGGUGGUAACAGACAUCUGCUCCUUCAACGCCGCUUCAAACAACUACACUCUUCUUCAUCACCACCGCCCAUCUCUCCCAUCAAAAUGUCAACGCAAAUCAUCGAACACAUCGUCCUCUUCAAGGUCAAACCCGACACUGACCCAUCAAAGAUCGACUCCAUGAUCACCGGACUCAACUCUCUCAUCUCCCUCCAUCAAGUCCUCCACCUCACCGCCGGUCCACUCCUCCGCACCCAAUCCUCUCCCUUCCCCUUCACUCACUUGCUUCACAGCCGAUACAACUCCAAGGACGACCUCACCGCCUAUUCCGAUCACCCCAGCCACCUCACCGUUGUUACCGACUUCGUCAAGCCGAUCUGCGAUGACAUCAUGGCCGUCGAUUGGGUCGCCGACUCUUCCACCCCUCGGCUUCCCUCCGGUUCGGCCAUGAGAGUGACGUUCCUCAAGUUGAAGGAGGGUUUGGUGGAUACUGAGAAGAAGAGAGAGAUUUUGGGUGUGAUUGGAGGAAUCAAAGAUAUUUUUCCAUCGAUUGAUCAGAUUUGUUUUGGGGAAAACUUCUCUCCUGCUAGGGCCAAGGGGUUUUCGAUUGCUUCCAUUGCGAUUUUGCCCGGAUUGAGUGAAUUGGAGGCUUUGGAUUCGAAUUCGGAGUUGGUUAAUUUGCAGAAAGACAAGGUUAGGGAUUUGCUCGAUAGCGUCAUCGUUUUGGAUUAUGUGAUUCCGAAGCCGCAAAAUGCAAGCCUUUGAAAGGUUCAAUUCUGUCUCUCUUGCUGAAAUUUGUUGUUAUGAAUUCAGACUAUAACCUGUUUUCGAGCACAGUGUUUGAUGCUUGUGUAAUGGACCGUAUUUGAAUCGUUAAAUGCAGCAGCUUGCUAGCGCACUUAUUUUGACUA